Helianthus annuus (common sunflower) is the source of this 3979-nucleotide messenger RNA. Its product is annotated as calcium-transporting ATPase 10, plasma membrane-type. The transcript has 34 exons. The coding region runs from base 344 to 3613 and encodes 1089 amino acids. Lineage: Eukaryota; Viridiplantae; Streptophyta; Magnoliopsida; Asterales; Asteraceae. Gene Ontology annotation, cellular component: membrane; intracellular membrane-bounded organelle. Gene Ontology annotation, biological process: calcium ion transmembrane transport. Gene Ontology annotation, molecular function: P-type calcium transporter activity; ATP binding; calmodulin binding. The record is from RefSeq and is a predicted model, not a curated record.
CGUUUUAACCUUAGAAUUAAAAACAAAGAAUAAACACAAAAACAAUAACCUCACAGGUAAUGUGACAAAUGAUACGUUAUACGUGUCAUAACCUUACAGGCAAUUUAAAGCCUGAACCACCCAAAAAUAAUCUGUCUCUCAAAUCUGAAUCGCUCAGAGAUUACCAGUCAACAGCAAACCCUAGAACAACUGAUAUCAAUCCUACAUUCUCAGAUAUUUCUUCACCGAUUUCUUCAUCCAGUGUUAAUGCGAAACCCUAACGACUCCGUGUUACUAUUUGUGCGUCAGAGCGGAGAAUUGAGGUGUCAUCUUUUCUGCGACAGUUGUUGAUUAAGUUACGGUGAUGAGUAGCGGUGAAUCACCGCAGCUGUGGCACCGGAAAGAUGUGGAGUCCGGUGGUGGAAGUAGCGGCGGAUAUGAGGAGUAUGAGUCGGUUAAUGAUCCGUUUGAUAUUGUUCGGACUAAGAGUGCUCCUGUUGAUCGCCUGAGAAGAUGGAGGCAAGCGGCACUUGUAUUAAAUGCUUCCCGUCGAUUCCGCUAUACUUUGGAUUUAAAAAAGGCGGAAGAGAAGAAAGAAAUUAUAGCAAAGAUCAGAACUCACGCUCAAGUCAUACGAGCAGCCUAUCUUUUUCAAGCAGCUGGAGAAAAACCAGAUGGAACCCCAAAAGCAUCCCCAUCUCCCAUUCCUACUGGUGAUUAUGAUGUUAGUCCCGCACAGCUUGCUACAAUGACAAGAGACCAUGAUUUUUCUGCUUUGCAAAACUUUGGAGGGGUUAAAGGACUGGCAGAAAAGUUAAAGACAAACCCAGAUAAGGGAAUUCACGAAGAUGAUUCAAACAUAUUAGAUAGAAAAAAUGUGUUUGGGUCAAAUACAUAUCCACGAAAAAAGGGGCGGAGCUUUUGGAGGUUUAUGUUGGAUGCUUGUCGAGAUACAACCUUGAUUAUUUUGAUGGUAGCUGCCGCUGCUUCUUUGGCGCUAGGCAUUAAAACAGAGGGAAUUAAAGAAGGGUGGUAUGAUGGGGGAAGCAUUGCAUUGGCUGUUAUUAUUGUCAUACUUGUUACAGCCAUAAGUGACUAUAAACAAUCACUUCAAUUUCAGAACUUAGACGAGGAGAAACAGAACAUACAAUUGGAGGUUGUAAGAGGUGGAAGGAGGGUGAAAAUUUCAAUAUUUGAUAUUGUUGUCGGGGAUGUCAUACCUCUAAAAAUUGGAGACCAGGUUCCAGCUGAUGGUGUUUUAAUUUCGGGUCAGUCCCUUGCUAUUGAUGAAUCAAGUAUGACUGGGGAGAGUAAAAUUGUUACCAAAGAUCACAAAUCGCCAUUUUUAAUGUCUGGAUGCAAGGUGGCUGAUGGCUAUGGUACUAUGCUGGCAACUAGUGUUGGAAUAAAUACAGAAUGGGGAUUGCUUAUGGCUAGCAUUUCUGAAGACAAUGGCGAGGAAACACCGUUACAGGUGCGUUUGAAUGGGGUUGCGACGUUUAUUGGUAUAGUCGGGCUUGUGGUUGCUGUAUCUGUUCUUGUCAUCCUUCUCGCUAGGUAUUUUACUGGACAUACGAAGGAUGAAGAGGACAAAGUAGAGUUUAUUGCUGGCAAAACUAGUACUGGAGAUGCUGUCGAUGGUGCAAUUAAGAUUUUUACUGUUGCGGUGACUAUUGUAGUUGUUGCGGUGCCAGAAGGGCUUCCGUUGGCUGUCACCUUAACGCUUGCAUACUCGAUGAGGAAGAUGAUGGCUGACAAAGCAUUGGUUAGGAGGCUAUCUGCUUGUGAAACAAUGGGUUCUGCAACUACAAUUUGCAGUGACAAAACUGGAACCUUAACAUUGAAUUUGAUGACUGUGGUUGAGGUUUAUGUAUGUGGGAAAAAAAUCGAUCCACCAAACAACACGUCAGAAUUAUCAUCAGGGGUCACAUCUCUUCUCAUUGAAAGUGUAGCUCAGAAUACAACUGGCAGUGUAUUUGUGCCUGAGGAUGGUAAAGGCGUUGAGGUUUCUGGAUCACCAACUGAGAAGGCCAUUCUUCAAUGGGGCGUUAAUCUUGGAAUGAAUUUCGAAUCUGUCAGGUCAGAGUCUUCUGUUAUUCAUGCAUUUCCAUUCAACUCUGAGAAAAAACGAGGUGGUGUUGCGGUCAAACGGCCUGAUUCUCAAGUUCAUAUUCACUGGAAAGGCGCUGCUGAAAUUAUCUUGGCUGCAUGUACAACAUACAUGGACAGUAACGGGCAGCUUGUUCCCCUUAAUGAUGGAAAGGUAGAAUAUUUUAAAAAGGCGAUUGAAGAUAUGGCUACUGGAAGUUUGAGGUGUGUUGCUAUUGCCUACCGACCACUGAAGGGGGAAACUGUGCCAACAGAUGAAGAAGAAUUGUCAAUAUGGGAAUUGCCUGAGGAUGAUCUUGUUUUACUUGCAAUAGUUGGUUUAAAGGAUCCUUGUCGGCCAGGUGUCAAAGAUGCUGUCCAACUCUGUGUGAAGGCUGGUGUGAAGGUGAGAAUGGUGACUGGGGACAAUCUCCAAACAGCAAGAGCAAUUGCAUUAGAAUGUGGAAUACUAGGGUCAAACGCAGAUGCUACUGAGCCAAACCUAAUUGAAGGAAAAUCUUUCCGUGCAAUGUCUGAAGCACAAAGACUAGAAGUAGCUGAUAAGAUAUCUGUGAUGGGGCGGUCUUCUCCUAAUGACAAAUUAUUACUUGUGCAAGCACUGAGGAAGAGAGGACAUGUUGUCGCUGUUACUGGAGAUGGAACAAAUGACGCCCCUGCUUUACAUGAGGCUGAUAUUGGUCUUGCGAUGGGGAUUCAAGGCACUGAAGUAGCAAAAGAGAGCAGUGACAUCAUCAUUUUGGACGAUAAUUUUGCCUCAGUUGUAAAGGUUGUCAGGUGGGGAAGAUCUGUUUAUGCAAAUAUACAGAAAUUUAUCCAGUUCCAGCUUACUGUGAAUGUGGCUGCACUUGUAAUUAACGUUGUCGCUGCAGUUUCCUCUGGUGAUGUCCCCUUAACUGCAGUGCAGCUCCUUUGGGUGAACUUGAUCAUGGAUACUCUCGGUGCACUUGCACUGGCCACCGAACCACCCACCGAUCACCUCAUGGAUCGCACUCCUGUUGGGCGCAGGGAGCCUCUAAUUACAAAUGUCAUGUGGAGGAAUUUGUUAGUACAGGCUCUUUAUCAAGUGUCGGUUCUUCUUGUACUCAAUUUUAGAGGCAGAGAAAUCCUACAUUCACAGCAUGACCCUGACGAACAUGCUAAUAAAGAGAAAAAUACUCUCAUAUUCAAUGCCUUCGUCUUUGCUCAGAUAUUCAAUGAAUUUAAUGCACGGAAACCUGAUGAAAUGAAUGUUUUCAAAGGUGUUACUAAAAACCGUCUGUUUAUGGGAAUCGUGGGCUUUACUGUGGUUCUUCAGGUCAUAAUAGUCAUGUUUCUUGGGAAAUUCACCUCAACUGUAAGGCUGAGUUGGCAAUUAUGGCUGGUCUCUAUUGCUAUUGGAAUUAUCAGUUGGCCUCUUGCGGUUGUUGGGAAAUUGAUACCCGUCUCUGAAAGGCCCUUUGGUGAUUAUUUUGUCGUCAUGUUCGCAUGUUGCAUGCCGUGUAGAAAUGGAGGUUCAUCCGCAAGAAGAAACGAGGACAAUACUUGAACAUAAGCGUCUCUGGAAAGGGUACUUGGUCUUUUUACUAGUGUUUUGCUCUUCUGGAUAUAAAAUCAAAGGAACAUACAUCUAACGAUACUAUGGUUUUGAGAGCUCUUGAGACAUAAAAUCAAAGGAACAUACAGCUAAUGAUACUAUGGCUUUUUGUGAAUGGGUGGUUUUUUCCCAACUAGAAUCGUUGUCUAUUGGCAGUUUAGGGGCUUGUUUUAUUAUUUUCUUUGCAAAUAUUCAAACUUUUUUUUAAGUUCUAUCUUCGUACAUAGCAUGAAUUUCUUAUUUCAUACUUAAGUGAAAUUUGUUUUUGAACAAUGAUUGAUACUUAAGUCGAAAAACAGGUUUUAUUCAUAUAGUAAA